Messenger RNA from Photinus pyralis (common eastern firefly), 1898 nucleotides. It is a transcript of the gene fkh, whose product is annotated as protein fork head. The coding region runs from base 336 to 1625 and encodes 429 amino acids. Gene Ontology annotation, biological process: cell differentiation; anatomical structure morphogenesis; regulation of transcription by RNA polymerase II. The record is from RefSeq and is a predicted model, not a curated record. The transcript has a single exon. Gene Ontology annotation, molecular function: protein domain specific binding; DNA-binding transcription factor activity, RNA polymerase II-specific; RNA polymerase II cis-regulatory region sequence-specific DNA binding. Lineage: Eukaryota; Metazoa; Arthropoda; Insecta; Coleoptera; Lampyridae.
UCACAUCGAGCUUGUAGUAUCUAAGUAAACAGGCAGCGAGGAGUAUUUGUUUUUCCAAUCAGUGCUGGUUUGGAAUACCUAAAGUGUUAACUUGUUUGUGGACCGGUCGUGAUGUAAACAAUGAUACAAAACCCCCUGAUGACGAGUUAAGAUCAUAUCGAUUGAUACGUUUGUUUAUUUCAAUCGAUUUGAAUACGAACCAUUACGUAACGCGCUGUUUUUUUCAGUUUUAUUACGCGUGUUGCGAGUUCGUGUGUAUGUGUAUUGGUGAUUUUAAUACAGAGUGCAAUAGUACGGUGCAAUGUUUUCGUAAUUUAAUUUAAAGAGACUCGAUUAUGUUGACCCAAAAACUGUACGCGACCGAAUCGUCAACAAUGGCGACAGCAAAUCCGAUGUCUCCAAUGACGUCUACUUACUCCAUGAACUCGAUGUCGUGCGUUUCAAUGGCCUCGAUGAAUUCGUGCUCUCCGCAAACUCCGGCGUUCGGCACCAGCAUGCUCAAUUCCGGCAUGCCAAUGACGACGAUGUCCAUGAACGGUAAUUGCAUGUCUUCGUCGGCGAUGGGGUACAGCGCCAUUGGAUCACCGAUGAGCAACAUGAACGCGGCCUGCAUGGGAAGCACCAUGUCGUCGAUGAACGGCUACGGAGCGGUUGGCGCUUUAACAGGACGAGGAGAUUUAAGCGGCGGAGAUACUUCCCCGAAUUCGGCGCUACAGCGCGCACGUGCCGAUAAAACAUACCGAAGAAGUUACACACACGCAAAACCACCCUACAGCUACAUAUCGCUAAUAACAAUGGCGAUACAAAACAGUCCCAGCAAGAUGUUAACCCUUUCCGAGAUAUACCAAUUCAUCAUGGACCUAUUUCCGUUCUACCGACAGAAUCAGCAGCGUUGGCAGAAUUCGAUUAGGCAUUCGUUGUCGUUCAACGAUUGUUUCGUUAAAGUCCCGCGAACGCCGGAUAAACCGGGAAAGGGUUCGUUUUGGAGCCUGCACCCGGAUUCGGGGAAUAUGUUCGAAAAUGGCUGUUACCUCAGGCGACAAAAGCGAUUUAAGGACGAGAAAAAAGAGGUGGUACGCCAGCAGCACAAGCCGACGCACGGCACCAGCUUAGAAAAGUCGAAUAGCGGUAAAACGACGCCUUCUCACCACGGUGACGACGGUCACAAAAAUCAUCACCUAGAUAAGACUGUGGAAUCAAAUUUAUCAUCGAUGCUAAGCAUACACCCCGCAAAGCUAGACGUAGAUCAAAUGAAUCUUUUACAUCACAGCGAUUUAGGAAUGCACUCGCAGCAUCACCAACAGAAUAUGUCGCACGAGGAGCUCUCCGCGAUGGUCAACCGAGUGCACCCCAUUUCGUUGAGCAGCGAGGCGAUGCUGCACCACGGCGCGAUGAACCACCUCAAACAAGAACCUUCCGGUUACACUUCGGCCGACCAUCCGUUUUCGAUAACCAGGCUACUUCCAAUGGAAAGUAAAAGUCAGGUGAAGAUGUACGGUGAUACCCAAUACCCUUACAACGGACUCGCGCCUUUGCCCAACUCGAUGCACGCACAUGCAUCCAUAGGAAACGACUACUACAACACCCCCUUAUACCACACCUCAACGGGCACCAGCAGCUUGUGACAGUACCCUCUUGCUUAAGGGGCAAGUAAGAAUUUCAUUUGUAUAUAAAACCUCGUUCCAAUUUUUUUCACUACAUGAGUGUAAAACAUCGAAAACUUUUCCCGCAGUGAGACUCUUUUCAUUUUUACAUCAAAUUUCACCAUACUUACCUAUAUUACAUGUUUGAAAUCUCAAAAAAUCUCUCGAUUUGCCGUAUUUUCGAAUACUUCUCAACUUUAUUUAUCAAUUGCUUGUGUUUUUUUUAAGUGAUCGGAUGGAUUUGUUAAUAUACCU